AUGGCGAAUACGAAUACUCAGUUUCGUUUAACGAAAGAAGAAAGUGCUUUGAUGGAUGAAUGUCGAAAAUCGAGCUUUUGGUAUCGCUCGGUACCAUUGAUGGCAAUUACAACAGGUCUUCUGACAUAUCUUCGUUUAAAUAAUUUCAUACCACCUAAACUUUAUGGAUUCAAAUUGGCUGGGACAAGCUUUGCAGCAUACGUAUUAGGUAAAGUAUCAUAUAUCCCAGAAUGUCGAAGAUUGAUACUUGAACGAUUACCUAAUUCAAAUCUUGCCCAUUCAUUUGAAUCAAAACCUUAUGAUAUGAUAUCAGAUAUGGCACAACCACCUGAAAUUGUUUCAAAAACUACAGCAAAUAAUAUCUUUGGUACUCGUAAUGAAGAAGAACAACAUGAUGAUCUUGUACCUCGAGAUCCAAUUGAUAAAAAUACUUCUUCGCGAUAUGUAACUUAUGAUGAAUUACGUCAAAGAAAUCGAGCUGAACAUGCAACGAAAUUUCCUGGAACAAAACCUCCAACUAAUAAUCCCAUGCCGCCAACACCAAUACAAGAUAAUAGACAAUUAGCCCCCUUACCAAUAAUAUCUAAUGAACAAGUAGCAACUCGUCCUAUAACUUCUAAACGAUCGAAUGCACGAAAAAAUCAAUAUGGUGAUGAAGUCUAUGAUUGA
Molecule: messenger RNA, 669 nt
Organism: Adineta steineri
Lineage: Eukaryota; Metazoa; Rotifera; Eurotatoria; Adinetida; Adinetidae
Source: the annotation of a GenBank genome assembly